Messenger RNA from Cladocopium goreaui, 2409 nucleotides. The record is from the annotation of a GenBank genome assembly. NCBI's taxonomy places the organism in Eukaryota, Dinophyceae, Suessiales, Symbiodiniaceae.
AUGCUGGGCUACCGCAAGGAUUUCGGGUACUCUGGUAUGUCUGAACCCGACCAGUUGAUCAACAUGGUGCAGUUGAUCAUCACCAAUGGGUUCUUCGGAUCUCAUGAGAUGUUUCGAUCCAAUCCAGACCUCGGUGGCGUGGAAAAGUUGACCAUUUGUGACCCGGGUGCUUCGCAAAUGUUGGAUGCCCCGUAUGUGGCGAUGAAGCCGCUUCACCCAGACCGUCCUAGUCUCGGUGGUGAGCUUCCUCCGUUUUCCAUCGGUUUCGUCAAGGGAUGGAAACGUGCAAUGUCCUUGCUCACAAUUUGUGCUGGUGCCAAGAUUCUUGGGAUGACGGCUGGGGACCUGCCCGAGUAUCGGCAAGGACGGUGUACUGUACUGCGCCGGCCUUUGGGUCACUCCGUGGAGUGCUUGGCGAAAGCCGGGUAUGGGGGUGCCACGUCCCAAUUCGAAGAUUGGUCCAACAGCACUGCCGUCUGCAGGGCGUUCAACAUUGGAAAGUGGGAGGGGGCCGCGGUCUCUGCUCUUCAGUCCAGCAUUGAAAAGCCGGUGGUUGCAAUGCUGAAGGAUUUCGUCGCCAAGAGGGGCAUGAAGGGUUUUCUCUCGCACGAAGUGCUGGGGCGUGGGAUCUUCAGCACCGGCUGGACCAGUGGCAGUGGUCCGACGGAAUCCUGGAAUGUAGUGAUGACCAACACUGAUGAUGGGGCUUUGGUGAAGCUGCUCCUGGAGCGGUAUUGUCGUGAUUGGGAUGGCCUUUCGGACCAAAUGAAGUGGAGCUUCACCUUCAAGGAGGUAUCGCUGCUCCACCAGCAUUGCGCUAUGUUUCUCCAUUUUCUCGGCAUCCUGGAAAGUACUUUGCCGCGUGCGCAAUUCCCUGCUGCGCGCGAGAGGUCGAUGAGCGUUUUCAUUCUUGGCGGAAUGGAUGCCGAACUGAAGCUCCAGUCAGAGAAAGCGGUCCCGCCAGGUGACUUGCGCGGUGUUGGUGCGUUCAGGAACUUGGUUGUCACCCAUGAAUCUUCGCAGGCACUAGAACAAGAAGAGAAAGCGCAAGAACUUGCCCAGAAGGUGGCCCGAGCCACGUUGGAUCAACUCAAGGGGCAGCUUGAAAGUGAUUUGGUGCGAAUCCGGAGCCAGCUUCCCACCAAGGAGAGUCGAACUCGGGAGACUGCGCUCGAUGUGAAAUAUUUGAAGGAGAGGCAGUACGCAGAGUUCAGCAAGGCAGUUGUCGACAUGGCAUUGGAGCCGCGUCAGGCUGGCCUACCAGAAGUCAUCUACUAUGGCAUUUUCAGAGAGGAUCCAGAGAGCAAACCUGGAGCACCUGCGAUUCACAAGAAGGUGCAGGGCGAAAUCGAAGCCAAAGUCUUUCAACAUUGGGAUGCCUUGUCGACCUCACCGGCGAAGACAAGGCCAAAGCCGCAGACCAACCGGUGUGUGGAAGGCUUGUCAUUGCUCAGCUCCACCGACCAGGGCCCUGUCUGGCCAGGGAGUUUGGAUUCCAAGUUCAAUGCAGAGUCAGCCGAAGGCAAGGAGCUGCUGGCGCUGAAGCAGGCUUUCCUUGCCGAAUUUCCUCCCUCUGAGGCAGCCCGUGGCCAAGGAAACCGGACCACGCCAGCUCAAGUGCGAGCCACUGGCCAACCAGACUUUUCAGUGGAGGGCGGGCAGGAACCUCUUGACGUGAGCCGCCUGGUUGAUCUCUUGGUCGAAGCAGCCCCUCCUCCCGCAGACAGGAUUGCUUGCGUCGUCGGACGAGGAGCCCGCCCCUCGGUGCUCAUUGACAAGCACUACCGCAUCUGGCUUGGAAAUCCGAAUGCGGAUGGUGAAUGCACUUACUCAGGAGAGUUAUUCGGUUUCAAUACUGGCAGCUUCGAAUUUAAAGUGGUGAGGCAGCACAACAAGCGUGAUGUAUCUGGAGUGGCGUGGAGGGUGGUGUCCGACAUGGACCUUAUCGUCGUGGACAAGGUUGCCACCCCCUUGUGCCGCUACCUCCACUCUUGUGCCGUGAAUCACGGCUUGGGUGAAGUGUCCAUCUUGGAACAUGUGGUUGAGCCCAAGCUCCAUGCAGCGGUUGAAGGGGAGCAGGAGCAGGUCCCAGUUGCAUACCGUUACAACAUUCACCCCGUGACCUCCCUCCGGACCAACGUGUUCCGUGCCAACCCGUUGCAGCAAACUUCCGAGAUCAAGUUCAACAAUAUGGGAGCUUCCUGGGUCGGGAAGUGGGAGCAGCUCCCAGAGUCCAAGAUUGUGGAUGUGCUGUGGGAGGCUGCAGGAUUAGUUCAAACGGGGGGUGGACUGAUUGAACUUGGUGGCUUCGUACAGUUGCAAGGCAACAAGAUUGUGCCGGUCAAGCCGAAGAUGUACCUGACGGCCAUGGUGAAAGUCCCACCCGAAUCUUGGGUCCAGCUGCCGUGA